This is a messenger RNA of Neospora caninum, 3237 nucleotides long. RefSeq lists its product as hypothetical. Gene Ontology annotation, molecular function: kinase activity. Lineage: Eukaryota; Apicomplexa; Conoidasida; Eucoccidiorida; Sarcocystidae. The transcript is spliced from 16 exons. The record is from RefSeq and is a predicted model, not a curated record. Bases 1 to 3237 code for a protein of 1078 amino acids.
AUGGCAGAGAGGCAACGGACCAAAGAACAGGAGGAGAUAAGGCAUUACUGUGAGACGCAUCAGCUUCCGCAACUUUUGGCGUUGCUGCUGAAUCGUCUCGCCCAAAAGAAAGACCCCCAUCCCAAGCUUUUCUCCGUAAAAUACUUUGCAGAUCGCGUGUCGGACUCGGAUCUCGGCACGAUCGGCCUGUAUCGGUCAGCGCCCACAGGCCAGAAUGCGUCGUGUCCAGCGACGGGGGCAAAAGACUUGAUAGAUGGAGAUGAUGUUCCGUUUCAGAACCCGUACCACGCAGAUAAGCGUUCGUGGAUGAGAAACCACAUUGCGCCUGACGCCUGGCUUCAGCUUGGAGAAUUGCGCACGCCGAAGGGGCUCUCAGCUGUGCAGUGUCUCUUGCUAGACGACGAGGACGACCGAGAUGGGAACGAGUUUGGGAUAGAUGCCAGUCCGGGUAUCAUUGCGCUGAGCAUGGAGUGCUACGAUUCAUUUCACUUGCUGUUCUCUGAAUUCCUUCGCUUCUCCGACGCCACGCUGAUGACGAAAAGUCUGUUCGUGCUUGUGGAGAUGUGCCGGGGCACGGACCUCUUGCGCCGUCGAGGCCAAGUGUUUCGAGCGCUGCUAAGUGAGGGAAUGCUCGCUUCGCAAGGCGCCUAUCUGGACGGGACGAACCCUCACAGAGCUACAGCUCUCUGGAUGUCUCCCAACAAGAAAGUUAUUGUGCAAGUCAACUGGAAAAACCACCUCAGGGUUGAGGUGAAGAUAUCAAACCCCUUCGAUGCAAGCGAAAUCGUCCAAGGCUUCCAGAGUGCGUACUCUCUAUUGAAUUGCAUGAAGGGCUUGGUACCAGUUUCCUUGAAUACGUUAGAGGCAAGCGACGAAGUGUACACGUUGGGAGCUCUUACGCAACUUGUAACUGGAUUUCUUGAGGGCCUGAAACUGCGGUUGCCAAGGCCACAGGUGGACCCGUCCGCCGGCGGUCCCCACGGAGUGACGCGGUUCAUGCAGCCGAUCGACCUCGCCCGCAGUUCCCACGCGUUCACCAAGUUGCCACAGCUCCUUAGCAAGAGAAGUGACCGCAAGCUGCUUGAAAAAGAAGAAGGAGACAAACGGACGGAAGGAGCUCUCGACAGGGCCUCGGGCCUACAGGCCCUGUCGUGUCCAGAAGGCCUCGACUGGUGGCACGGGAAGCCAAGCUGCGGCUUCGCGUGCACAGAUGACCUCAGAGACUACUGCAACAUGAGUCCUACGCUAACGACUGUCGUGGAAAGAUUUCACACUACCCAACCGUCUGCAUGGAAGACGGCUGCAGAGAGCUUCUACCUGAAACCUGACGCGAACAGCAUAGGCGGCCUCGCACCUCUACCCUCUUUCCAGCAGUUUUUGGGAGACUUUGAGAAGAAGGGUCGUACCACCGUGAACAGUGCAGCCGUCAAGCUCGUCGUCUGCUCUCUCCGGCGGAAUCUGUCUUUCUACAAGGCCCCGAUUCACGCCACAGAGGAGGAACUCGCAAUGACUCAAGACGCCAUUUUGGACGCGAUUGCAGGCAUGGGGCCCAAUAUAGGAAAUGGAGGGACUGCAAGCGCUUCAGGUGGACCGGUAGAUGUUCUCCGACACUACGCCACCUGCAAAAAUCCGACGAGCAGAAGCUGCAGUGGCAUGGACGGGUUUCUUCACGACGUUGGCUUGGGCUUGGACUUUUCAAACUUCGAGAAGGCUAUCGGCCUCUCCACGCGAAUGAGCCGCGGAAGAGGAGUGUACAUUCCACCUUGCUCGACAUGGCUCAUAGCGUUACAGUUCGCCGAUCACAUCUACAUUCAGACACACGACGGGAAAGGCAACAUUGCCAUGGUCUGGGUCAUGUCGACGGUCUCGUUGGGCGUGACCGAGUUGCAGCAACUCGAAGCCUUCAUCAAGAGCGUCGACGCCAUUCUGGAGCUGGAGGAAAGCAAAGCGGGCUCACUCGGUGCGACGCCGCCUCGAGCUCUCGCUGAAGAAGGUGAAGUCGUUCUUCCUCCCCUCCCUGAGAAAAAGGCCGCCAGCCAAGGGCCAACUGAUUCACCCCGACCCAAAGUCGCGCCGAAAAAGGACAUCGCCACGGCGGCAGGUCAGGCGCAGUGGAGAGAUAUACGGACCGCGUUUGGAGGAAGCUCGCAGCACUGUGUCCACAUUGGCAAGGCGUAUAGGUUUCCAGGUGACAUUGCAGCAACAGAUACUGACGCCUUUGUGAAAUUUCGUGGUCUCUUCGAAGAGGUGAUGGGGAAACCUCAGAAUUCGAUGGACGUCUUACUCAGUGCUGCAUCGUCUUCACGGGCUUUGUUGGAAGUCUUUGAUAUGUUCCAAAUCGCGGCUCUACUCGACGGUCUGCGGAAAGCUGUUUCUUUAUCAUGCAUUCAAGUCAGCAACCUGUGCUUCAUUACCUGCCGCAACUUCGCCUCCGUUCCUUUCUUGCCUUUCCUGGUGGCAUCGCCGAGCUUCACGCGAUACAAUAACCGAGGGCUGCUGCAUCUGGCAGAAGUGGAAAAGGCUGUAAUUGCGAGAUUGACAAGUAGCCAAGAUCGAGAUGACCCUCUUCCCCUGGUUGGCCAGCGGUAUAUUCCGGUCUCCAGUCUCACUGCACAGCAGCAGACGAUUCUAAGAACCCGAUUCUUCGUCGAUCUGCCCGAUAAGAAGAUGAACGCGGAGAAAGAUGUCCUCGACAGCGCCUACGAAUCCUUCAACUUCUGGCCGAGGCACAGAGGCGUUAUUUUCUCAGCGGAUCAGACCAUGGUGUGCCUCGUGAACUUUUGUGAUCACGUCACCAUCCUCGCCACAUGUGACGACCAGGAACAACUCUGCAACGGUAUGACGAUGCUUCGAGCGCUUCAAAGCAUUCAGGCCACCUUGGCCGUGCUGGAAGAUAGAGACGCCCCUGACGGCUUGGCCAUCGCCCGACGGGCUGACAUUGGCGGCUACGCGGGGCCCAAUCUGAAGAAGAGUGUGUGCCUGGCGACUUCCAUCGCAGCCCAACUCAGUGUAACGGGAUUAAAGGCGGAAAGUGACAGUCGAGCGACAGCAUGGGCCACAGAUUACCGGGAUCGACUGGAAAUUAUAAGCGACUGGACGCCACGUGACGCUCCCGCCAUUCCCGCCACAGCAUCAACCCAAAAAGAGAUGCCACAGCAUUCUGUAGUGGUCUCGAAGAUGAUCGCCUUUGAUCACGAGGUGGAGCUGCUGGAGUCCUUCUUGAAAAUCCUCACGUGA